Durusdinium trenchii is the source of this 1157-nucleotide messenger RNA. The record is from the annotation of a GenBank genome assembly. NCBI's taxonomy places the organism in Eukaryota, Dinophyceae, Suessiales, Symbiodiniaceae.
AGCUUUGGCUCUGAACCGGCUUUCGUUUCCCGGUUACAACAGUUUCGCCUGUGGACCGACCGUUGAACAAUGCCGCGCCGCCCGCGUCGUCCGCGUCCUGCCGCCCGUGCUGCAGCCCUUGCGGCGCUGGCGGGUGCGGGCACCGCGUUCGCUCCACAGCUGCCACAGAGAGCACCUGGAGGGCGGAAUUGGAGCAAGAAGAUGGUGGGGCCCAUCAGUCAGGCAGCCUACGCGACGAUCGUGUCAAGACCGGUUCCCACCGCCUUGGGCGCUGGCUUGGUGGCUGCUUUGCUCCAGGCAAUGGUGUCAGCGGUGGUAGAGCCCAUCGGCAAUCGGGUUUUGGUCUUGAGGGUCAAGGUGAUCCAGGCCAUCAAGGAGUCACAGCCCUCGGCCAUGCUGAGAUUCUUCAAGACGACCCUGGUGACUAACUUGCUGCAGCUGCCGCUCUUCGAAGCAGUCCUGGCCUUGGCCUCGGCCUUUCCAGUGCCGGCCACGCUGCAAGGGACCUUCACCGGCUUCGUUUUUGCCACGGUCACAUUGCCCAUCAUGAACAUCAGAUACCGCAAGUCGAUGCAACUGCCAGUGCACCUUAGCAAUAUCUACGAGGCUUACAUUCCAACUGUUGGCCGAGAUAUGCUUUAUGGUGCUGUUCGAAGAUAUGCAACGGCCUAUUUGGUCGGCUUGGGUGGCGCCAGCGUGUGCGCCACAUCACCAGAAGUGUUGCUGCUGGCAGUGGUGGCAGCCCGGGUGGCCUCAACGCCAUUCAACGAGUGGCGCGGCUAUUUGCUGCAGACCAAGCAAAGCCGGCUCACCAUCCAGGAGUUCUUCAAGCUCAGCAACUUUGCGCGCUCGACCAUUGUUGGCAUAUUGCAAGGAUUGACGCUGGCAAUGGGAUACGCUGUGGGCCGGGCCUUCUUCUAGCGGCAGUCGAACUAGGUAGAUCAUUUGGCUUUACUUUCCAAGUGAGUCACCCAUACAAAAAAAUGUUUUUUUCUCAGAAGGUGGCAUUGAGGCCAUUUGCAUGCGCACUGCCAGAAGGCCCUUGCCUGAAGCUAGGCCUGGUUUCAAGAGGCCAGCCCUGCUAUGAACCUUGAGGAUCCCAAUCUAGCUUGGGAGCUCAUGGUAUCGAAUUUGGAUCUUGGAAAACAUGGAGCUGC